Molecule: messenger RNA, 528 nt
Organism: Exophiala xenobiotica
Lineage: Eukaryota; Fungi; Ascomycota; Eurotiomycetes; Chaetothyriales; Herpotrichiellaceae
Exons: 2
Coding region: 1-528 (175 amino acids)
Source: RefSeq, a predicted model, not a curated record
AUGGACAGUUUCUGCCUACAUCGACGAAUCUCCAAGACGGCAAUCUGGCUUUUAUCGGAGGUCAAUUCGAACAAGCUGUCUAAACGGACCAUCAAACUGUGCCAUGUCCAAUGGUGGUUCGACAUCAGACCUGCCCGUCCUCGGCCGCAGCUGCUGGUGAGGCUGUUUGACAAGUUGCGGCCGCGAAGCUCCCUCAAAUCCUGUAUCAACGGUGCGGCCAAUGACUUGCUUGAACCUUUGUGGCCGCAGCACUGGCGGCCCUCCCUGAUAUCACCAUCUUUUCGAUCUAACGACCCUUCCUGUUGCCUCGGUGGAUGUUGUUUGUUGGUUGCGGAAAUGCGUCAUUCUUUCAUGCUCAGGAGAUGGUUGAUGGCUACAGUGCAAACUUUGUUUUGUUUGAAGGUUUGGAGCUGCGGAGCUGGUGGCCCUCGGCAGUGCUUUCGCGGUGAUAAGCGAGGCUCUUGGGAGGAUGGACCGAUGAAAUGUGGACUGGUGGGUCGCGUGUCUCCAUCAAAAGUACAUCGUUAA